Bursaphelenchus xylophilus (pine wood nematode) is the source of this 3051-nucleotide messenger RNA. The record is from the annotation of a GenBank genome assembly. Lineage: Eukaryota; Metazoa; Nematoda; Chromadorea; Rhabditida; Aphelenchoididae.
AUGUUCCCGUCAGCGUUGCGUGUCUUGUCCGAUCCUCCUUCCGGCCUUAAAGUCCUCGCGUUCACUCUCACCCUAAGGCCAUUGAAUUCUGGAUUGUUUUUUGCUCGGCUGAUUAAGUCGUUUAAAGAGCCGAGGCUUAAGUUCGGCCCAACAAAAAGAGAUUUCCAGGGUUGGGAGAGUUCUCCCAACAUCUGGUCUGGCCCGUCUGGUAAUCAGAGCAGACCUGGCCGUCUUAUCCCCUCUAAAUGGAGAUGGCCGGCUCCCAUUAGACUAAUGGCCUUACGAUUUGGUCGAAGCCCUUUUAUCGCCAUAAUUUACAUAUGCCCCAGGGAAGAUCAUAACUUUUCGCACAGUUACCCCCAGAUAGAUUUUCGGCAUAAUUCCAUUCUCUUCGUUUAUUUAAUCUAUUAUUCCGAGCCUUUCUCGAGACCUUUAACCUUCACAUAUGAAGUUUAAGGCAACCUUGUCCAAGACCGUGUUCCCACGAGGUCGAUAUUAUUUCAUUUUAUUUUUUAUAUUAUUUUUGUUCAGAAUUUGUAACUGGAUACUUUCAUUAUCAACUUUUCCUUAAACCGUGCGCACAAAUAGAAAAACUGACGGUUUUGUUGCAGGAGAACGUGGCUUUUAACCAGUCCGCCCAUUCCACAGUGCAGAAUUGCACGGCGCCGGCAUUGGCGCCUUCUCCGACAACAUCGCACCGGGCUGGCUGACCUCCGGAGGUCCUGGUCCGCUCACUCAGGCUGAGGAAGUUGGGAUUGGAGCCUGCAGCAGGUACACUGGUCUAGUCGUCACUCCAAGCUCGUCGGCCAAGCAGCUUGGCCACGGGCGCCAUUGGCGGAAAACGAGAUGCGUGCGAUCCCGGCACUGUACUGGCGUCGAAAGCGACGAAAACCAGAAAUUUGCACACACCAACCACGACAGGAACGGCGACAAUCUGAUCCCAGACAUCUCAGAACGUCGGGACAUUCACCUUCCGACCACCUCCACCGUUCCAUCCAUCCUCCGUGUGCUCGUCCAGUCCCGGUGUCCACACAACGGCCUUCUUUUAGACGACGGCGCACUGUGCAGGGAAUGUGCCGAGACUUAUUGUAUGCUGAGAGCGGAGGGAGUACAUGAUCAGCAGCCUGACAGUCGUGUCCCACCUUUUCUCUUUCAACGGGUCAAGAUGAGUUUUAACUGUCGAAACGCCCUUUUGCCUUUCCUUUACCUGUUUUUGAUCAACCUUCUUACCUUUGCUCAAUUCCUUUGGAUAAAGAUUUAUCGAAAAUGCGUAAGUUCUUUUCUUUCUUAUGACUCUCGGCCUCCUCGGAAGGUCUGAGAAUGCCACCCAAAUAGUCGAAAGUCAUCACUUUUAAUGGGCGUUUAUAAUCUGAGAGUAACUUUUCUUAUCUUUCCAGCUUCUCCACCGGCAUGGCCGUUUGGCCACGACCAGGAAUCUGAUCUUCACUCUCCAUUUGCUCUCCCUUCUGUCCUUUGGAUGUGCUCCUUGUUCAGUUGUUAUGGCCAUCACUUCUUAUACGGGUGCCCGCAGUGAUCUGGAUCCCGGAAAAGAAGGGGGAUUGACCCCGUUCCCAGAAAAUCCCUUGCUCCGGGCACCACGGAAUCAUAAGUUUGUUGAGGUAUGUUGUUAUUGAUCAUUCCUGCUAGUCACAUUAUUCCAGAGGGAUAACAUGUGCCAUAUCUGGACACGUCACUCUCCACACGAUCUCUGCGAACGGGGAUUGUGGUCUCGGCUCAAAUAUCUCCGUGACAUUUCGUUGUUUUCUAAAGACUGUGAUAUUGAAGAUGAUAACAUCCAGCUCGGACAGUUCUUUCGUCUGGAAUGGGAGUAUCUGAAAUCAGCCAAGGAUCUAGUGACUCACUCGGAGCAUUUGAAGGACGGGAUCCAAGGACGGAGUUGUCUUCUUGGGGCUAUUAAUUCCGACGAAUGUCUAAAAUGUUUUGAGAGAAUCGAAAGCGGACUGCAGAUGGUCGAUCAGGCUUAUCAGGCGUUCAGUCAGAUUCUGAAGCGCUUCGAUUGUUUGCUGGCUGUGGAUUCAGAAUCCGCGACAAGGCCGUUCUCUCCAAACGGGACUUGCAGUGAUUGCAAAGUAAGCCAUGUACCUGGUUCUCAUUAUUAGUUUUUUUGUACCAAUAUUUUUGAUGACUUAUUCGUUAGUAAUUUGACCCGAAGACUUUGUAAUAACCGAUACAACUCAACUAAAUUUUAUAAUUAGUUUUUCCUCUAUUGUGACUUCAUCUUUUUUGUACAACUUUCCGAAAAAAGUAGAAAUAAAGGUUCUGGCAAUGAUAUUUGUUUAAUGCGUACUCUUAUCACAUUAAAAACAGAGGAAACGCAAAAUUUGAUAUUCUGAAAUUAAUAUUACUAGACUACUCUAGUUUAAUUUAAUUCUUCCUUUGAAGUAAAUUAAUAUCCAAAUUUUCCAUUUCAGAGAUGGUAUCGAAAAUGGGCGCUGGUCCAGCUGAUACAGAUCUGGAAGGACCCUCCUUGCAUCAACUGGUGUUAUUAUGCGCAGCUUGCUUGUCCACAUCUGGCCACUAACAGAGUUGUCGACUUUGGAGGACAUCCCGCUUUUUUGUGUCGCGGUAAGUCAAUAAAACGAUUAUUUACAAACAAUAGUAAUCAAGGGAUUCCACAUUUAUUUUGUUUUAGAUCUGGAUAUUCCUCAAGGACAAACCGGCCAAGAAGAGUUGAUGACAAGAGACGGGGUCUCUUCUUGUUCUUGCGUCCAUCCUUGUGAUUUGGAGACCUCCAUUUCCAUUCUUCCAUCAAAACAUUCGUCCUCUUCCAUGAGUCUCAAAUCAUUCGAUUUCUUUGCGGAUCCAGAACAUUGUAGACAACGAUUGGAGCGAUGUGAUCGCGAGAGCAAGAAGUCGGCCAUGUUCUCAACCUCCGAUCGAGACGAUCCGGCCGUGACGGGUACCAAAAAACGGAAGAAGAGACGGCGUCGGCAUAACGAUGAAGAUCUUGUCCAAUCCAAGAAGGCCUGGACUGUCAGACAAGAAGCUCUGGCUGCGGUUUGGUUCGGAUCAGCUAUCCUGUUACUUUAG